This is a messenger RNA of Penicillium verrucosum, 372 nucleotides long. Its product is annotated as UbiX family flavin prenyltransferase. The record is from RefSeq and is a predicted model, not a curated record. The transcript has a single exon. Bases 1 to 372 code for a protein of 123 amino acids. Gene Ontology annotation, molecular function: carboxy-lyase activity. Lineage: Eukaryota; Fungi; Ascomycota; Eurotiomycetes; Eurotiales; Aspergillaceae.
AUGGCUGCGCCGAUUGCCAGCGGCUCUUUCAAAGCCGAUGGAAUUAUCGUUGUUCCAUGCAGUAUGAAGACACUCGCUGCUAUUCAUAGUGGGUUCUGUGAUGAUUUGAUCUCGCGCACGGCGGAUGUGUUGAAAGAGAGACGGAAGCUUGUGCUUGUUGCGAGGGAGACUCCGCUUAGUGAUGUUCAUUUGCGGAAUAUGUUGGAGGUUUCCCGUGCUAGGGCGGUCAUCUUUCCACCUGUGCCAGCGUACUAUAUUCGGGCUGCGUCGGUGGAUGACUUGGUUAGUCAGAGUGUUGGGUGUAUAUUGGAUCUGUUUGAUUUGGAUACGGGGGAUUUUGAGAGAUGGGAGGGAUGGCAGACUGAGAAAUAA